AUGGAGCGCCACGAUUUGGUCGCGUCACGCCGCGCUGCCGCUGCUUUGCUCGCCCGGGCUGUCCGCCGCACUCGCACUCGACGAGAUUCUGGCACUGGCCGUGCCCAGGUCCCCCCAGCUGUCCUGUCGCCACUCGCCACCCAUGCCCGUGUUGUCACCUCACCAAUGAUGGCGCUCCUAAUGGAUCACUACGACAUGGCUCACCGUGGGCGUUUGAUACGGGAUGAACAAAUGGAUCUUGUACCCCUCAAACUUUGGUCUCACGGUGCCUCCUCAGGCGCCAUGUCUUACGAUGAGCGAUACACACCGUUCAUCUUGAGAACAGGGCUCCUUCCGUUCAUCCAUAUGGUGACCCGGUCGACACCUUGGAUGAACGCUUGUGCAAUCACCGCGCUUGUUGACCGGUGGAGGCCUGAGACCCACACUUUUCACCUCCGGACCGGUGAGAUGACUGUGACUCUUCAGGACGUGUCCAUGAUCCUGGCACUCCCCAUCGGCAGGGAACCGGUAUGUAUCAAUACGGCCUCUUCGGGAUGGCGCCAGCAGAUGGCGGAUCUUAUUGGUAGGGCACCGGAGGCCCCUGAGGACCCCGCUAACGACAGAGUGCCAGCGGGCGCAACGUACACUUGGAUAGUUGAGGACUUCUCCGAGUGCCCCGAGGAUGCUGCCAUCGAGGUGGUUGAGCAGUACGCACGAGUAUACGUGUGGUAUGUCAUCACACGUACUCUGUUUGCUGACGGGGGUGGCAGGAUAGCUCAAUGGCAUUGGCUGAAGGCCUUGACCGUAUGGGACUCCAAUUGGAGCUGGGGCACAGCUGCACUUGCCUACCUUUACCGGCAGUUGGACGAUGCUUGUCGUAGGAGCAAACGAGACAGCGGCAUAGGUGGUCCACUGCUCCUACUGUCUGUUUGGAGCUGGGAACGCUUCCCCGUUGGACGCCCGGAAAUGUUGGCAUUCAACAAUUGGGACGAUCACGAAGACCCACUCCGGAGACCCACUUGGGCUUACAAGUGGGACCGUACGAGAGAUAACUGGAACGACACUAAACUUUUGUACAAGCAGUACACGAACGAGUUCGACACUUUAACCCCUGAGCAGGUGAAAUGGCAGCCAUAUGGUAGCGGGGACGAUUUCGGAGUCCCAUUCGAUUAUGAGCUAAACCCAAAGCUUGAUAGGAAAAAACAGAAGAGCAAACAAAAUUGGCCAAAGGAACAUAGGGUGCAUGUGGACAAGUUCAAAAGGUGCUUGGCCAAGAUGGAGAAUGGUGAAGGAAACCCCCAACGGCCGGCAAAUCCUGAUGCAUUUAACAACUACCUUCGUUGGUAUCUUGAGAACGCCAGAGCGGAGAUUUGCCGGCCCGCAUACAACCAUGAAAUUUUGGAAGAUAACAACCUAUUUGACGAGGCUGCAAACGCGGAGUACAACAGGCUUGUAAAGGAUGGGAGGCAAACAUCAUAUGCUAAUGUCUUGCACUUUGUGCGUGAUGAGAUCAGGAAGGGCCCCGACAGAACCGAGAUAGUUCUCGAUGAAACUCCUCACGGGAAAAAGGGGGAGAGUACACUAAGGAAGUUUAUGAAGACUAGUUGA
Messenger RNA from Brachypodium distachyon (stiff brome), 1587 nucleotides. Its product is annotated as serine/threonine-protein phosphatase 7 long form homolog. The transcript has 8 exons. The record is from RefSeq and is a predicted model, not a curated record. NCBI's taxonomy places the organism in Eukaryota, Viridiplantae, Streptophyta, Magnoliopsida, Poales, Poaceae. Gene Ontology annotation, biological process: meristem development; meristem maintenance. The coding region runs from base 1 to 1587 and encodes 528 amino acids.